This is a messenger RNA of Plasmodium malariae, 2430 nucleotides long. Its product is annotated as WD repeat-containing protein, putative. Bases 1 to 2430 code for a protein of 809 amino acids. The transcript has a single exon. Lineage: Eukaryota; Apicomplexa; Aconoidasida; Haemosporida; Plasmodiidae. The record is from RefSeq and is a predicted model, not a curated record. Gene Ontology annotation, molecular function: protein binding.
AUGAAAAAUACCAAGUAUAACCAGUCUAAUUCGAAUUUACAUGGAAGAAAUAAAUAUGAAUUAAGAUGUAAGAAAAACGGGAAAAAUAAAAACAUAAAUGAAGAAGAAUCUGAUGAAAUCUCCGACAAUUUAAGCGAUUCCUCCUUAUCAUGUGCAUCUAAAUAUAUGACUAGGGGAGAAAGAAAAUAUGGAGAGAGUGCUUGUAAUUUGAAUAAUAUUAGUAACAUAGGAAACAAUAUUAACAACAGCAAUGGUAAUAACAGCAAUGGUAAUAACAGCAAUGGUAAUAAUAGCAAUGGUAAUAAUAGCAAUGGCAAUAACAGUAGUGGUAAUAACAGCAGUGGUAAUAACAGUAGUGGUAAUAACAGCAGUGGUAAUAACAGCAGUGGUAAUAAUUAUGUAGUAAGGGGUGAAAGGGUGAACAACCAAACUCAGAGAGAAAAUAAAGACAAGGGUAAAAACGCACUGACAGUUGACCUAAACGAUAACCUACUUAUAAACAAUGUGUUUUCUAAACAAAGCUUUGUAUAUGAUCAUUAUAGAAAAAAAGAUAUAUUAUUGAGUUUAUGGUGGAAAAAUAUUGUGGAUUUAUAUUCAGAUAUAUUAAUAACGAAUUUGUAUAAUAAUGUUAGUAACAUAGAAAUUUUAAAUAUGAACAACCAUUCAAAAGAUGGUUAUCAGUACCUUAAUGAAGGAAUCGUUGUUUUUCACAAUUCGAAAAAAAGAGAUAAUUAUAAAAUGAGCAUACUACGUGUAAUAACUAAAGAAGAAGUAAAUAAAAAAAAUGAACAAGAUUUUUUUUAUUCCUCUGCUCUUAAAAAUAAUAUUAUAGAUGAUUCUUUUAAAAAAUAUUAUGGGAAGAAAUAUAAACACGUACCAAUUAUUAAAAGAUAUAAUUGUAUGAAUAUACCAUAUUAUGCUACUAAUUCCACUAUAUUAUAUUGCAAUAAAGAAAUGUGCAAUAAUGGCACCAAUUUUGUACACGAUGGGAAUGUUAUUAUAGCAAAUAAAUCCAUAAAAGGUAAGAUAUAUUUAUAUAAUAUUAAGAAAACAAUAGAUAGAAUAAAUAAAAUAGAAGAAGAUGGAAUGUUAGAUAAAGAAUUAAAUGAUGAUGACGAAAGAGGAGAAAACGAAAACGAAAAUGAAAAUGAGAAUGAAGAUAAAGAUGACGAUACGAAGUUCGAUGUUAGACAAGACAAAUGUGAACAAGGAAAAAGGGGAUAUAAUUUAAAUAAAAAUUAUGUAAGAAAUAAUGAUGCAUCGAAUGAAAAGGAUGUGAAGAAUAAAAGAAUUCAAGUGUCCGAAAAAUAUAGAAAAAAAUUACAACAAAGGAAAAUAUAUGAUGGACAAUUAUUACUAGAAUUAGUAGGGCACACGAAAACAGGAAAAGGGCUUUUUUUUAAAAAUAAUUAUUUACUGAGUAACGGGGACGAUAAAAACAUAUUCAUAUAUGAUAUUAACAGUAAUGCUAGUAAUAAUACUAAGUCGAGUAGUAAUAGUAAUAGCAAUAGCAGUAAUAGUAAUAAUAAUAAUCAUAGUAGUAGUAGUGAUAAUAAUAAUGGUAAAUAUAGUGAUGACCAUGAAAAUGUGUGUAAAAUUCAUCCAUAUAUAUCCAUUAAAACGAAUGAAUUGUAUAGCAAUGUGAGAUGGUUGUAUGAUUCGUUAAUUAUAGGGUCAACAUAUAGUGGUUAUUUUUCAUUAUUUGAUAUAAGGAUGAAAAAUAAAAAUACACAAAAUAAGUUCAAUCAUGUGAGCAGUAGUAGUAGUAAUAGUAGUAACAGCAGAAAUGUAUUUUCAACAAGUACUUCAAGUAGUAGUAAUAAUGUGAAUAUUCACUCAAUUCAUAAGAAAAUAACGAAAUAUGAAAUAUCCGACAUUGAUAAAUAUAACAGUGAAGAUAAUAAUUUGAUUUGUUUAAGUUCAUUAAAUAAUAUUUUUAUAUUUGAUAUACGCUUUAUAAACAAUAACUUACCAUAUAAAAUUAUACAUGAUAAUUCGUAUAAUAAUUAUAGUUUAAAUGAUUGUUAUUUUGAGCCCUAUCAGACAUCCUUACAAAAUGGAGAAUAUACUAACAGUACAAAUGUGAAUUACUUUUAUGAUCAUUCAUACAAUAAUUAUUACAAUGAAGAUUUUUUCAAUUCAGAUACUUUUAUUCAUUCCCUCUUUUGGUGUAAUAUUGAAGCCUUUAAUUAUAUUGGCUCAUUAAAUAAUAAAGGAAUAAUUAAUUUAUUUGAUGUAAAUAAAAGCAAACAUCACUGUGUCUUUACCUAUGGAUGCAAAUACAUAAAAUUGUUCAAGUUUAACCCUUUUAAAAUUAAUAAUUUUGUUUCGGUUGAUAAAAAUAAUAUCCUUAUACUUUUUACACUACCAGACCAGAUAUACAAAAGCGAUUUGGACUUGUACCUUAAAGACAAUUUUAAGGAAGAGUAG